This is a messenger RNA of Glossina fuscipes, 2415 nucleotides long. RefSeq lists its product as uncharacterized. The transcript is spliced from 3 exons. The record is from RefSeq and is a predicted model, not a curated record. The coding region runs from base 826 to 2049 and encodes 407 amino acids. NCBI's taxonomy places the organism in Eukaryota, Metazoa, Arthropoda, Insecta, Diptera, Glossinidae.
GUUUUCUUUUUAGAAUCUAAAUCAAAGAAAAGUCUACUAUUGAGUUUUAAAUAAUAUAGAACUUUUUCCCUGUUUUUGAAAGGGGCUAAAAAUUUCUAUUGAAACAUAGAUCUUCAACGCAAUAAGUUCAUUACGUAUAAAAGUUUGCGUGUUACAUUCCGUGUGCUUACUUGUUUCGGACUGUUAAAAUUCCGAGAGCAGCGAAUUUAAUUUCAAAUCUAUUUCUCCAUGCGUUAUCUUCGCGGCUCUCUGGACUUUUCCGAAACAUAAAUUUUUUGUUAAACAUUUUAAUAUUGUAUAUACAAAACUUUGUUAACUUAUGAUUGUUAAAAUUUUUCGCCCGUGUUCAUCAUGAUAAAAACGUGCGGUGCGGGUAUCAAAAGCUUCGAGUUGACUUUCAUCUAAAAUUUUAGUUUUGGAAAACGAUGAAAACUCCUCAAACUAGCACAAGGACAUGCGAACAUUAGAAGGAAAAAAUCAAUACCGUUAUGCGCAGACUCGUCGCAACUAAACAUUGCAAACGACAAAUGUUGGGCGGACGAAAUAAUCUAACGAAAGCAAAGCAAUUCUUGAUAUAAAUUAAUGUAUAUUUUAUUAUAAGAAUAAUAUCAUAGCAACUCUGAAGUUUAUUAAAGUGUUAGAAAGCCGAGAGAAACCAUGUACACGUCCUUAUGUCAAAGUUCAAAUGUUUUUAGAAUUUAAUGAGAAAGAAAUCUUGUAUGGCUCUUAUGUUUAAUAAAUAAUAUAUUAACUUUUAAAGCACAAUUUAUUUGUCACGUUUUGUGUGAACAAUUUUUUUUUUGUUAGCGAGCAUUUGAUAACAGUAUGGUUACAAGGAGCGAUGAGCAAUCCAUUGAGGCAAAUUCUGUGAAGGAACGCCCAGUUUUUAUACCGCCACGUAAACGUCACACAAAUAAGAAAAGUAAUGGUACACAAAAUUAUGUUGAUCACAUUGCCAACGUUCAGAACCGCCAAAAGCUUUCGCCGUCUAAUACUGGUCUAGAAGAAGAUCUUUUAAACACGAAACUCUUGCUGAAAAAUAAGCAACCACUCCCACAAAUACCAAAUAAGUGUGCUAUUGAUGAUCAUUCGGGUGAAAGAAUGUCAGCUAAAUCAACGCAAUCUGUUGAUAACAUUUACGUGGAUGAUAACGAAUUAAAUAAUUUUGAGAGCGUUUCGCAAGAGACAAAAUCAACAAACCGGCAUGAAUCUGCAACGGUGACACCAAGUAGUUAUUCCGAAAGUAGUUUGGAUGCCAAAUUAAGUAAAUCACAUGACUGCUUGAGUAACCGAUCAUCGAAAAAAAAAGUGAAUAUCUGCACUAAUUUACCCCAAAUGAAAGUGGCACGCAAUUCUUCGGAAGUGACAAACUAUGAGGAUCUUGAGUCAGGCGAGACAAGUGUUUUAAAUGCCUUUGACAAUUCAUUGGAGAGAUUUAAUACGCGCAAGUCCUUGGAUAGCAAUUAUUUGACAAUGACCGGGACUAUAAAGCGAGGGCGCAAAAAGGGGCAAAAUGUGGAUUUGCAAUUGAAUAUCAGUCGGGACGAAUUGGAGAAAAUAAAUGCAGCUGCCGUGGCCAUGGAAGUGAAAAAAAAAGGAAAUUUAUGUUGUAAAUGUUCGAUCAGCACUGGUCCUCAUAUUUUGCUGUUGUCAUUAGUUUGUUGGCCCAUUGUUACUUUGGUUUCAAGUAUUUAUUCGUUUUACAUAGGCACUCUCACGUGGUACAAUAUGUUUAAUUAUUUGCACGAAGAAAAAUCCAUUGUAGUACGUUUUCUAAUGUCACCAAUAUUGGUGUUAGCUUAUCCGGUGGGCAUUGUAAUAUGCACCUUAGGCUUAGGCUUGUAUGCCGGUUUCGCACAGUUAAGUUUUCAGUUUACAAGUUGGAGUAAUGAAGUAGCCGACAUUGAGAAGGGUUUCUAUGGUUGGUUUUGUUCAACUCUCAAUUUAUCUGAUUGCAGCCCAUACGAAACAGUUAUAUUAACGGAAAUACGCGAACACCCAGUCAAAACAAGCGAAAAGCACAACUCCAGUGAAGAAUUAACAUUGUAAGAUGGUUAUAAGAAUAAAAAAAAGCGUGAAGGAUAAAGUGAUAAAUUUGAAAUUUUUAAUAACUUUCUAUUGGCUUCGAUUUAAUUAAAAACCAAAUCAAAUUUUUGUGUGAUAAAGACUUAAGGAUUACACCUCUUGAUACAAAUUAUAAUGAAAUUUCCUUUUUUUAUGAAAAUCUCCAACAUUUCUCCAUUUAGAUAACUUAAUUAUGCAAUAAUAUAUCUCUAUUGAAAAGGAAAGAGCAAUAGCAGCAAAUUUGUCGGUGCUGCUUUUGCAAUCUAAACUACUUUAAUAGAAAGCCGCUUAGUUAAUAACUCGGAAACAAAUAUAACCAACUUCUAUAUCACUUCAUACCUAAUAUAUACA